Molecule: messenger RNA, 885 nt
Organism: Durusdinium trenchii
Lineage: Eukaryota; Dinophyceae; Suessiales; Symbiodiniaceae
Source: the annotation of a GenBank genome assembly
AUGAAGGAAGAAUUGGAGUUGCCGGUCUUGCAUGAAGCGGCUGUACAGGCAUCUCCUAGCUGCGAGGAAUGUGCUGUGCAGAUCAGCGAGGCGAUGCAAACUUGCGCUGUGCAGACAGAGGUGAUCGUGCUAGAGUGCGCUUCACAGACGGAGGUGAUACCGGGGCAAGAAUGUGCGUCGCAGACGGAGACACAGGUCUUGUCACGAGAUUGUGAAGCACAGACGGAGGCACAGGCAGAGGUUGACACUGUUUCAACCGAGAUGCAGACUGUGGCAGAGGAUCUAGAGGUGCGGAGCAUGCUGCGCACCAGCUCGACACAGACGGAGCGUCCAAUGGAGCGUUCAGAGUGCUCCGUGCAGGCCACAGUUGCCAGCGCUUGCAGCUCUGUGAGCGCUGCAAGGAGUUCAGUGGCAACGCAGGUAGAGCGGAAAGUGAGAGAUGAAAGCAUCCAAGUGGAGGACUCCACAGCUGCUGAGGUGGUUCAGCGGCUCAAAGAUUUGGAGGCUUCUACUGCCAGCGAAGCUGCUGUAAGAGCCAAAGAGCUCGAGGCCUGGCAAGAGAUGGCGACAUCAAAGGCAAUGAACCGCUUGAAUGUAACGAUCCUUUGCCCUCGCGCAGAAUGCACAGUGAAUGGGUCGAAGGUAGAGAUGGAUAGCUGGAACUCGGCGCGGCUUCGGGAGGACUUUGAGGUUCAGGUCUUGCCCCGCUUUAUGAGAAUCAUCAUGGGCGAGGGUGAAGCCACGUCGCCAACAGAGCUGGUGCAAAGCAUGAUGGAGGAGCUUGGAAGCAUUUUCAAGGAACGCUUAGCAGCUCUUCUAUCUGCGCCCAACGCAGCUGCCGCCAUGGCUGCGGCCAGAGGGCGCACCGAAACUUCGCCAACGUGA